AUGUUAUUACAGAAGAUGGAUUCCAAGUCUUCAAAGCAGGCAGAUUCCAUUUCCAUAGGAAAGGAAGAUGCCGGGUCCUUGAGGAAGGCAGAUCCCAUGUUUACAGGAAAGACAGAGCCUGUAAUCUUGGGGAAAGGGGAUCCUGCGGCUUCUGGAAGGAUGGAUCCUGUGACCCCAAGAAAGGAGGAUCCUGGAUCCUUGGGAAAGGUAGAUCCUGAGUGCUCCAGCAAGGUGGAUACAAUGUCCACAAGGAAGGAGUAUCCUGUAUCCUUGGGCAAAGUGGAUCCUGCAUUCCCAAAAAAGGAGGAGCCCAGGUAUUCAGGAAAAGACCUUCAAGUGUCCUCAGAAGAGGUGGGUCCUGCUUCUGCAGGAAAGACAGAUCUUGUAUACUUGGGAAAGAGAGAUCCUGAGCUCUCCGAAAAGGUGGAUCCCAUGUCCUUGGAAAACACGGAUUCUGCAUCUGUAGGAAAGACAGAUCCCAGGUCCUUGGGAAUGCUGACUCCAGGGUCUUCAGGCAAAAUCAAGCCUGUAUCCCCUGGAACAGUGGCUCUGGGGUCAUCUGGAAGGGUGGAUCCUACUCACUUAGGGAUGACAGAUCCUGCAUCUAUGGUUAAUGCAGAAACCGUGUCCUCUACAAAAGAGGACCCUCAGUUCCUGGGAAAGAUGGAUCCUGCCUCCUCAGGAAAGCAAGAGUCCAUGUCUAUGAGAAUGACAAAAACCAUGUCUACUGGACAGGUGGAUCCCAUGUUUUCAGGAAAGAUGGAUCCCACAUCUUUGAAAAACAUGGACCCUGUGUCUUCAGGCAAGACGGGUCCAGUUUCUUUGGGAAAAGUGGAUCCUGUGUCCUCAGGAAAGCCAGAGGCCUUGUCUCCUGGGCAGGCAGAACUUUCUGUGGGAAAGACAGAAACUGCAUCCUCAAGAAAGGAGGACCCCGUGUCCUCCAGAAAGGGGGAUCCCAUUUCUGUGGGAAAUACAAAAGCAUCAUCUUUUGGAAAAGUGAAUCCUGAAUCAUCAGGAAAGAUAGACCCUGUGUCCUCAGGUCCAGCGGGCCCCCCAUCCUCUGUAAAAGCUGAGGCAGUGACAGGAGGAAAAGCAGAUCCACUAUCUUCAGAAAAGUCAGGUCCUGUGGCCCCUGGGAAGGUGGGUCUCAUGGCCUCAGGGAAGGCUGAUCCCCCCACCUUGGGUAAAGUGGACCCUGUAUGCAAGGGAAAGGUAGAAACUGUUCCCCCUGGAGACAUGGACUCCGAGUCUGCAGGAAAGGUGGCCCCCACGACCCUAGGAAAAACAGUCCAGGCAUCCUUGGGAAAAGCAGAAGCUGUCCCAGAGGGAAAGGUGGAUCCUCUACCUCUAGAGAAGGGCAAUCCUAUGAAUUCCACGAAGGUGGAUCCCAGGGCCUCAGGGAAAGCAGAACCCAAGUCUGAGGGCAAAGCAGAAACAAGGCCCCCUGGGCAGGAGGGCACUGCCUCAUCAGGAAAAGCAGAGGCUAAAUCUUUGCAGAAGGAGAAGCCGCUGACCUCGGAGAAGGGGGAUCCUGGAUCCUCUAUCGUCUCUGGGAAGUUGGAGCCUGUAGCCCUGGGGAAGACUGACUCUGCGCCUCAGAGAAAAGGGGAACCCCCAUCCUCGGGGAAGCGGGCCCACCUGACUCUGGAGAAGGCGGAGGCCUCCUCCUCCAGGCAGGCAGAUUACAAACCCUGCGGCUCCGCUUCUCACCCCGCGGAUAGCGGGGGUCGCGUGGAGCCAGCGCCACUGCCCAGCUCCGAGGCCUGCAGCCUUGGCCAGAAGGACCCGGCGGCCAAUAGGGCCGAGAGAAGCCCGGGCCUGGAGGCCGUAGCGCCGUCGCCGGGGCCGCGAACUCGCGACAACUUCACCAAGGCGCCGUCGUGGGAGGCGAGCGCCACGCCGCCACGCGAGGACGCGGGCACGCAGGCGGGCUCGCAGGCCUGUGUGUCGGUGGCCGUGAGCCCCAUGUCUCCGCAGGACGGCGGGGGCGGCUCGGCUUUCAGCUUCCAGGCGGCGCCACGCGCACCCAGCCCCGCGCCCAGGCCGCCCUCUCGCCGGGACGCGGGCCUACAGGUGUCACUGGGCGCCGCCGAGACGCGCUCCGUGGCCACCGAGCCCAUGACGCCGCAGGCCGCCGCGCCGCCCGCCUUCCCCGAAGUGCGGGUGCGGCCGGGCUCCACACUGGCGGCCGCCGUGGCGCCCCCAGAGGCCGCUGAGCCGGUGCGCGACGUGAGCUGGGACGAAAAGGGGAUGACGUGGGAGGUGUACGGCGCCGCCAUGGAGGUGGAGGUGCUGGGCAUGGCCAUCCAGAAGCAUCUGGAGCGACAGAUUGAGGAGCACGGCCGCCAAGGGGCGCCCGCGCCGCCGCCCGCCGCGCGCCAAGGCCCGGGCCGUGUGGGCUCCGUGCGCACCGCGCCCCCAGAGGGCGCAGCGAAGCGCCCGCCCGGCCUCUUCCGCGCGCUGCUGCAGAGUGUGCGCCGGCCGCGGUGCUGCUCACGGGCCGGACCCACGGCCGAGUGA
Eubalaena glacialis (North Atlantic right whale) is the source of this 2520-nucleotide messenger RNA. RefSeq names its product G protein regulated inducer of neurite outgrowth 1 (gene GPRIN1). Gene Ontology annotation, biological process: neuron projection development. The coding region runs from base 1 to 2520 and encodes 839 amino acids. Gene Ontology annotation, cellular component: plasma membrane. The record is from RefSeq and is a predicted model, not a curated record. NCBI's taxonomy places the organism in Eukaryota, Metazoa, Chordata, Mammalia, Artiodactyla, Balaenidae. The transcript has 2 exons.